GUCACGUCAGAGCGCAGCUGACGCAGAGAAACACGGGUCACUCAGUCUCCUGUUGCUCCAACUACUUUAAACCUUCGUGGGCUCAUGAGAGCAGCCGGAGACCGCUGGGUUCAGACUCUCCGCUCGUUCGUUUAACCGUGUCGCCUCCAACCUCGACGUGUUUGUGAAUGUCUCGUUUCACCCGGUGCGUUUGGACGCCGAAACAAUGCAGAUAAGUGCUGCGCAGCCGAGCUUCUGAGAUGGAGAAAACCUUUACAGAAGAUGACUGCGUGGAUUCAGGAGCCGAGACUGGAGGGUCUGAUUACAGUCCCUUGUCCUCAACGAGCAGUGAGUUAUCCAUGGGGGAGCUCCAGGAUCCGUUCCUCGUCAGCGUCCACCUCAUCGCUGACCCCGGCGAAGGCAAGUUCCUCCAGCGCGCCGCGGACGCCGUGCUGGCCUGGGUCCACCCGGACCUGCAGCUGUUCAGGGUCUCCGAGCGGGCCCCCGCGUCCCACCGGUCCCGGCAGAAGCGCCAUCAGAACAGCGGUCCGGCCGCCGCCUGCCAGCCGGCUCUGGCGGUCAUCCUCUUCCUGCAGGAGGCGUACGGCGGCGAGGAGCAGAUACUGAUGCUGCACCGCACCCUGCAGAGGCCCCCGUGGCGCUACCACCACACUGAGAAGGUCAGCAACGGCAGGAGGAUGCUGCCGCUGGCGCCUUGCAGCCAGGACUUCUUCACGCUGUCCGCCGGCACGCCGCUCUGGGCCGUGAGGCAGGUCCACUACGGGAAGGAAAUAGUGCGAUUCACGGUUUAUUGCCGCCACGAAAACUAUGUCGACAUGGUGCGGCUUUACAAGCUGCUGCUUCAGAGGAGGGUCGCUCAAAAGAAGGAGGACUUCUGCUUCUUUGUGGUGUACUCCAACCCCGACAUGGAGAUCCAGCUGUCCUUUAAGAGGCUCCCGCGGGGUCAGAGCCCCGUGGUCCUGGAGUCAGCGGUGAUGGAGGUGAGGGUCAGGGACGUCGGAGUCCUGGUGCCCCUGCUGCCUCACCCCUGCAGCCCGAUCAGCGAGGUGCGCUGGCAGACGGAGGACUACGAUGGAAAUAAGAUCCUGCUGCAGGUCCAAAGUGGACACUUCAAACACAGACCUGACCCCUGCCACAUGUCGUCCACCAUCUGCGAAUCGGCCUCGGCCCCGUCCACCUUCGCCCGCAGCGGCACGUCUUACCGGAGCCGACGUUAUCACCAGCGGACGUCGUCCCGCCCCAGAGCGCACCAGACGUCCCACGGCUCCGUCCCCGCGGCCUGCGAGGACCCGGACGAGCACGAGCAGUGGUCCGACCGCCAGCACCCGGACAGCUGGAGGUCCCAGUGGAGGGGCCACCGGUCGGGCUCCCUCUUCUCGCUGCCCAACCUGGGCUCAGCCAGCUCCCGCUCCACCUGCUCCUCGCCCGGGCCUUCUCCGAGCCCCCACCACAGGAGCCACUCCCUGAACCGGAGCGCCUCCCUGGUGCCGCCCUUCCGGCUCAACGUGGACGCCCUGGUCGGGGCGGAGGAGACCGACGUGGACACGGGGAACAAAGUGAAUCCGGGCAGCAGCGUGGACCUCUCGGUGGUGUCCGCGUACAUCAAAUCGAGCCUCCCACAGACUUCACGGCCUUUAUCAGCCCCGCCGCAGGACCUCGGACCAUCCCUGUCGCCGGUCGUCCCGGAGAACACCCGUAAAUCGGCCACUCUAGGUCGGACUCCAAACGACUUCUCGGUUAAAAACACUCCCUCCACCUUUUUGGGGUCGCGACCCCAGAGCAUCAUCCUGAACAGAAGCGCUGCUCCGUCCUCCUCGAGCGACAUUUCAAUAAACCAGUCAGACAGUGGCAGCAUAAUAAGUGUACCAACUGGAGAUGUGUACAAAGCAGCAGAAGAAGAUGAAGAAGAAGAAGAAGACCAAGAGUUCUACAUUUGAUCAAAUGUUGAAGGCUGAGGGGAUUCCCUUUCACCAAUCAUCACACUCUACUCUGCCCCCUGGUGUUUGACAGGAAAACAACAAAAAAAUGUAGCACAAGACGUUUUUAAGUAUUUGUUAAUGUCACAUUUUGUUGCGUGUAGAUUAAAGCUUUGUAAAUAUCUUCUCACAUAUAAUACAUUUAACGAAUCAACCACAUUACUGUGUACAGAAACACCAUAAAAUAAAAUAAUUUUCAAGUGUGCUGCACGCCACCAUAUUAAGGGCAUGUAGCAACCUUGACUCUCACUUGUAUUUCCUUAUAGGUGUUUGGUUGAAUCUGCAGCUUUAGUACAAGCAUCAGUGUGAGUAUAUAAUUAACUUCACCUGUAUACUGAAUAAUAUCUUCACAGUGUAAAGAAUCUUUGGCACCGGAUUUAGCGAGAAUGACGACAAACUGAUGCAUUUUUUGUAAUUAAAUCAUGAAAGGUUUGUAUUAACGGAUGAAUAAAGCGCUUGAAAAAGUCCAGAUAUCAUGAAUUAAAGUGUAUUGUUACAAUUAAGUGAAGGAUCUGAACACUGUUAACUUACUUUGGUGCCUAAUUGGCAAUAAAGCCUUUUAAAAGUUGACUUUUAAAUGCGAUAAAUUAGUUGUUGACAGGUGUGA
Molecule: messenger RNA, 2583 nt
Organism: Mugil cephalus (flathead mullet)
Lineage: Eukaryota; Metazoa; Chordata; Actinopteri; Mugiliformes; Mugilidae
Product: protein FAM124A
Exons: 4
Coding region: 240-1937 (565 amino acids)
Source: RefSeq, a predicted model, not a curated record